Messenger RNA from Podarcis muralis (Common wall lizard), 2916 nucleotides. The record is from RefSeq and is a predicted model, not a curated record. NCBI's taxonomy places the organism in Eukaryota, Metazoa, Chordata, Lepidosauria, Squamata, Lacertidae.
GGGAGACCUGACUCAAUUGCCUGAGGAAAUGUGUGGGGAGGAGUGUUUAAGUCCCAUGGCGGGUUCCCUCCCUCCCUCUCUCCUCUUCACCUUUGGUUAAAUUUCCGUGUGUGAAGGAUGUGCAUAUUGUGUGUGGUGUUGCUGCUGCUGCUGCUAAUACAAAACCUUCCCUGCCUGCUCAGCAACUGCUGCUCUCCUCACCCACCCUUCCCGGUCAUCCUUUAAAUAAAUUAAAUGAUGAUGAUGAUGAUGAUGAUACAAAAUAAUUUUAUUGAAAAAACUGGAGGGGGAAGGCACCCACCUAUCUGUUUCUUCUGGCGGUGGCUGUCUUCAUGGGGUUAUGGGAAAAGGGGGAAACUCCCCCCCCCACAGCUUUUUUGCCCCAAUUCUUUCUCCUGAGGAGAGUCACACCUUUCUUUUUUAAGGGCUUGGAGAAAGGGAGAUUAUGUUUUUGUUCAUCUAUCUGCCCCUCCUGUUCUCUUAGAAAGGAACCCCAUUUUUAGGGCAGGGGGCACCAGCCUCCAUUCACAAGUGGAGAGGCCCUUCUUAGACAUUAAGUGCUUCUGUUGUUUGACCCAGAUCCUGCUUCUUCUGGCAAUUGAUUUGUUCUUUCUUUUCCUGGUUGUGUGUAUCUUUCACUCCUCAGGGCUUCAUGCAACGCCUCUGUCAUUCUGUAAGAUCAUCUAUCCCGACCAAGCUCAGAAGAAUUUUGCAAGUUUGAGUUGGUCAUGUCCUUUCCAAAUUGACCUCACAGAUCUAAAGCUGUCUUCCUGAAACCACAUUUGCCUUGGCAGCUCCAUGUGAAGUUGGUAUCUUCUAUAGUAUCUUUUUCUAGCAAGUCUCCUCAGGGGUUCCAUGAAGAUGGUUGUCCCUGGGAGUGCCCCUAUAAUUCAGCCAGACCAUAGUCUUGGAACUGAACUCAGCCGGGGCUCAGCAGAGAACUCUGUGAUGGGUCCCGAUACUGAACCAGUGGAUGAUCAAGUGGGCCCUGAGCUGGAAGAGGUGCGGAAAUUACAAGAACUUGUGAGGAGACUUGAGCUCCAGAAUGAGCAGUUGAGAACUAGAAGCCUUCAAAGUGUGCCAGAGGCAAAACUGCUGAGCCAAGCUGCCGCUAGAGUGGAUAAUUGCAAUUCCAGGCUCAAUGGGAUGGAAAUGAAUAAUAGCAUCAACACUCUGAUGGAUAAACAGGAAUUGCAGAUAGUGGCAGACUUACACUCUGCACUGAGUAAAAUGAGUUCAGAAGCAGAGGAGACUGAUGACAUCUUGCAAAAGGAUGUAGAGGCCACAGAACAGAACAACUGUACCAGUGGUUGUGGGGAACAGCCUCCUAACACAAAGUUUGUGAGCAAUACAGAAAUGCAGAACAGUGAUGCUAAUACCAAUGACUUGUCUAGUUGGAAUGGUGGCAGCACAGUGCUAGUAGAAGACUUCAUCACAGGUAUUGAGCCAGCACUGAGAAAGAGCGAAGGGGAUGCAGAAGUAGAACACCUCUUUAACGAGACAACUCUGGAUGAAGUGGAGCUGUUAGAACUUGAGAAUGCUGACGAUGAAGAGGACACCUGGCUAUAUGUGUCUUCAAGAAAAAUACCAGCAGAUGAAAAGGAGUCUCCCCUGAAGUGGUGUAGGCAUGUGUUAGACAAUCCUAGUCCUGAGACGGAGGCAGCCUGCCGUACCCUAAUUAGCAGACUUGACCAAGCCAGUAGGUGGAAAUCCAUGUAUUGCGGUCCACUGGCAUCUUCAAGUGUGCAUAACUUGAAUACAGACACAGGGUCCUGUAGCAAUGCACUAAACAUACCCGGGUACUGCAAAUCAACUAACAAACCGCUACUAACUUGUGGCAGCUCAGGUUAUGUGGGCAUGCAUUCAGCAUUGAGCUCUCAGUCUUCCGUUGACAGUGAACUCAGUACCUCAGAUGACUCUAUCACGAUGGGAUACAAACUGCAAGACUUGACAGAUGUGCUGGUUAUGGCCCGUCUACAGGAAGAAAGUCUUCGCCAGGAUUAUGCCUCCAGCUCAGCCUCUGUUUCCCGUCGUAGUUCCAGUGCUUCUUUGCAUUCAUUGCGCAAAGGCACCUACAGUGACCAAGACUUUGACACAUACAGUCUGGAGGAUGAGGAUGAUGGCUGUUCCUUUUCCUAUCAUAGUAGCCACAGAUACUCACCAUCCCCACUGAACUCACCACGGUGCCAGUCCCCAUCCACAAACACAGACUUUGGCAGGGCAACAGGCACCCGGAUUCACACCUCCCGGAGAGCAGUGCAGAAUUCCAUUCCGGAAAGGCUGAAAUAUUCUGGGAAUGAAGAAGAGCUAAGGCACAGCAUUCCUAACCUGGCCAGAACAGGUCGGCGUUCCUUGGAGUCUAUAAAGAACAGCCGCAGCUUGGAGUCAGAUCUGCAGGUUCCCGGUAGUCGACUCUCCAGAAUCAAUCAGCCAUCGGCUGGUCUGGCUCCAAGUAAGCUCCGCUAUUCCUCGGGUGCUGGGAAGCCACCCUUAAUAGUCCGACAGCCAAUGAAAGCAGGUUCUUGUGCCAGUAGUCCCAUAACACCACAGCAGUCCGUUAGAGCUGCUGGUUUUGCCAGUACUGUUGGCAGAGUUCGAAAGCUACAGUCUUCCACACAGCAUCCAAAUUCUGCUGGUGGUGGCAGUUUGGUGGCUAGAAGCAAUAGUAUGGCCACAGGAGCAAAACACGCCCUUCCAAAAAGUAGAACGUCCAUUGGGGGGACAUCCUCCCUGAAGAGCAAGCUGGCACAGCCAGCCAAGAGAUUUCCGAAGGCCAGUGUUUCUGCUGAUGACUCUUGGAAAGAAGGGUGCUUCUGAGCCAAUGUGAAGUUACAGUGGUACCUCGGGUUACAUACGUUUCAGGUUACAGACACCGCUAACCCAGAAAUAGUACCUCGGGUUAAGAACUUUGCUUCA